UCAGAUGAAUUACAGAUGGAAAAUUCGCUUUUUAUUUUUAUUAUUUUCGGGAGUGUACGAAGUUUUUGAAUCGCGAUCGUCUUUUCUUCUUUUGUUUAAAUUUUCAAUUAUUGUUUCGGGAGUGUUCGUAUUUCCUAAAACGGCGAUCGUUUAGCAAUAAAAUUCUUACAGUAAUAUUUUCUCAAAAUCAGAAAUUCGGGAUUGUUUUUUUUUUUAAAACCGCGACCGUUUUAUAAUAAUUUGUUAAAUUAGUAUUUUUUAGUUAAAUCAUUUAGGAGUGAUCGAUAAUAUUUUAAAAAGCGAGUGAUAUUUUCCCUGACAAUAUUAUAUCUGGAAAAUGAGAAUAGUUAUUAAAACACCGGAAAAAGAAUGAUGAAAAUGGUCCAGAAAUAGGAAGUUCAAAACAGGUUCUGAUGAAAUAUAUAUCGCUCCAUUGAGGGAAUCUAUAUUUAUACGAAAAUUCCAAAAAUUGUCUGACUGAAACUAACCUUUACUACUGAUGCCAAGAUUAUAACAAUUUGAUACCAAAAACAACAAGAAUUUAAAACCUCGUCUGACUGAAUAUAAAUUUUACUACUGAUGCCAAAAUUACAACAAUUUGGCAUGGGUGCAAUGGGACCUUUAGGCCCAAUUCCUGGUCCACAAAGUUUUAUGGAAUUAGCUAGUCAAGGAUUUCCUCCCCUGCCACCAUUACCUUUGCCCGGCAUGAAUGAUUCUCCACUUGAAUUUAGCACAAACAAAAAUCAACCUCCAAUCGUUCGUGAAAGUACUGAUGAAAGUAAUGAGAGAAGAAUUGAGAAAAAUGAUAAUAAUCGUAAGGAACGUGAUGCAAGGGAAACAAGAGAAAAUCGCGACAAUAGUAGAAGAUCGCGAGGAGAUCGAAACGAUCGACGUGAAAGAGAUCGAGACAGGCGUGAUGAGAGAAAUGAACGCGAUAGAAGAGAUGAAAGACGAACAACUGAGGAGAGAAACAAUGCAAAUUUAUCAAAUAAUAGUACAACAUUAGUAAAUUCAAAUGGAAAUGAAGUUACAGGAACACACAAUGCAACGAGUAGCACAACAACAACAACAACAAUUGGAGCUCAAAUUGAACCAUCGCCAAGUGUUUGGAGUAUAGGUGUUGGUUAUCCAAUGAUGGGAAUGGGUCCAAUGGGUCCAAUGAUGGGUGAAAUGACAUUGGGACCUCAUAUUGGACACGCUCAUGGUUAUGGACCAAUGGGAAUGAGUAUGAUGUCACAUGAGGGAGCAAUAAUGAGUGCACAAAUGCUUGGUCCAGAACAAAUAAUAACUGAUACUGCAGCUCAAUUAAUAACAAGUGCAUUACCACCACCACCAUCGCCAUUAACACAAAACACCAAAGAAAUUAUACAUUGUAAAAGUUGCACAUUAUUCCCACCAAAUCCAAAUGCACCACCACCGACUACAAGAGAAAGACCGCCAGGUUGUCGCACAAUUUUCGUUGGUGGAUUACCUGAAAACAUAUCGGAGACAAUUAUACAGGAAAUAUUUGAACGUUGUGGAGAAAUAACAACAUUGCGACUAUCGAAGAAAAAUUUCUGUCACAUACGUUUUGUUUUAGAAGCAAGUGUUGAUGCAGCAAUAUAUCUAUCGGGAUAUAGAGUAAGAAUAGGAUCAAAUGGUGAUGCUGCCAACACAGGUAGACUUCAUGUAGACUUUGCUCAGGCAAGAGACGAUCAAUAUGAAUGGGAGUGUAGACAAAGACAAUUACAAAGAGAGCAACGUCACAGGGAACGAGUCGAAAAAGAAAGACAAAGACCACCUUCUAGUCCACCUCCAGUUGUUCAUUAUACUGAUCAUGAAGCGUCAAAUGUUUGCGAAAAAAUUAAACAAGACGACACCUUCAUGAAAGCCGUACAGGUUGUUGUUACUUGGCUUGAACGUGGAGAUUGUACGAAACGAAAUGCGAAUACAUUUUAUUCAAUGAUUCAAUCAACAAAUUCUCAUGUUCGUCGAUUACUUUCCGAGAAGGCAUUGUACGAGGAAGAAUUGCAGAAAGCAAAGGAACUCAUGAAGGGAAGAAUGCAAGGACUUUUAAUACAAUUCAGUCAGAUCGAACGAGUUUUUACUGCUGCCAGCCACAAGAAGGUUUGGGAUCACUUCACCAAGGCACAACGGAAGAACAUUGAAAUGUGGAAGAAACAAUCAUCGGAAAUAAAAGCAGUUCAAUUGGAAGAUGCUCUCAUGGAAGGCGAGGGAGAAAUGGAAGUUUCAGAUUCCGAGGAUGAGCCACAACGAAAGAAGCAAAAAAAUCUAAUUGACAAUCAUGAGGAUAUUGAGAGAGUUCAAAUAUUAAAGGAAGAAAAUGACAGUUUGAGAUGUCAACUAGAAGCAUACAAGAACGAGGUGGAUCUAUUGAAAUCAGAAACAAAAAAUGAGAUAGACGGCAAAGAAAAGCAAAUGAAAAUGUUACAGCAAACAUUAAAAGGAAUGCAGGAACAAUUAAUGCAAUCGCGAAAACAACAAGCUCAGGACGAUCAAAAAAUAAAGGAUCUAAUACUAAAAUUGAAUGCCACGAAAAAAGAGGAACCACCUGAAAGUGAAAUAAUAACAUUGGAUAAAGAUGAUGAUGUUAAUGAUGAACCAAGAACACCAAAACAUCUAACAUCAUCUUCUGGAUCAAUUCAAAUUACACAAAAAGAUGCAAAACUUAUAGGACUUAUUGCGACAUUUUUACAUAUCCAUCCAUUCGGUGCUAGUGUCGAUUAUGUUUGGUCGUAUUUACAAAAAAUGGAACCGGGAAUACGACCAAAUGAAGUGGAAUUAUUAAUGCAAAGAUUUCCACAAGUAUUUAAACAAGAAUUAUCAGGAAUUGGUGCCAAUAUGGAAAGACGUUGGCAAUUCUCGGGUUUUAACGCCUAUCGAAUACACUAGUUUAACGAAAAAAAAAAAACAAAACAAAGCUAAAACACCAAGCAAUUAUUAUAAUCCCAAAAAGUUGAUCUCUAGGGAUUUUUAUUACAACUUAAAAAAAUUAUAGUUUGCCAUAUUAGUACAUAAGGUAUGCAUGUUUAGUAAAAAAAAAAAAAAAAAAAAAAAAAAAA
Messenger RNA from Leptopilina boulardi, 3062 nucleotides. Its product is annotated as ecto-NOX disulfide-thiol exchanger 2. Lineage: Eukaryota; Metazoa; Arthropoda; Insecta; Hymenoptera; Figitidae. Gene Ontology annotation, molecular function: protein-disulfide reductase activity; RNA binding. The transcript is spliced from 13 exons. The coding region runs from base 580 to 2892 and encodes 770 amino acids. Gene Ontology annotation, cellular component: plasma membrane; external side of plasma membrane. Gene Ontology annotation, biological process: ultradian rhythm. The record is from RefSeq and is a predicted model, not a curated record.